AAGGCACCUAGUCCACUUGUAAGGCACCGACAUCCAUCGAUCGAUCACCUUGGCUGCAUAUCUGCAUAAGUCUACAAACACUCCUUCACACACUCUCUACACCAUCCAACAGAAAAUAGCGCGCCAUGGCAAGCCUACAAGAGGAAGGAUUGCAGGUUCGAAUCUUCCCGAGGCGAAAGGCCUUCCAAGACUCCAAGCCCUACAAGGGCAAGGCUCUCAUGGUCGACAUCUCCACCCUCCAGCCGCUCUUCGGACUCCCGCAGGAGGAGGCCAGCAAGCUCCUGGGGAUCUCGGUGACGGCGAUGAAGCAGCUUUGCAGGAAGCUGGGGGUAGGGCGGUGGCCAUACCAGAAGCCUUCGCACAAAGAGAUGGUCAACAUCAAGACUGAUAAAACGAGCGAACCUCUUGAAGAUGUUAGCGAGAUCUGCAGCUUCUCAUCGGAGGAAGUGGAUGUCUUACCGCUCCCUACAGACGCCCUGAUCUUUGAAUUGCAGCCCAGCAUCAGCACUCAACCUGGCUGGGACAGCGAGGAAGCAACCGAGUCAGGAAGCGAGUUCCUAAACGUUAGUAGCGAGAUAGAGAAUG
Guillardia theta CCMP2712 is the source of this 585-nucleotide messenger RNA. RefSeq lists its product as hypothetical. The transcript is spliced from 2 exons. NCBI's taxonomy places the organism in Eukaryota, Cryptophyceae, Pyrenomonadales, Geminigeraceae. The annotation marks the transcript as partial. The record is from RefSeq and is a predicted model, not a curated record. Gene Ontology annotation, molecular function: DNA-binding transcription factor activity.